This is a messenger RNA of Malassezia pachydermatis, 1404 nucleotides long. RefSeq names its product homoserine o-acetyltransferase. NCBI's taxonomy places the organism in Eukaryota, Fungi, Basidiomycota, Malasseziomycetes, Malasseziales, Malasseziaceae. The transcript is spliced from 2 exons. The coding region runs from base 1 to 1404 and encodes 467 amino acids. Gene Ontology annotation, molecular function: homoserine O-acetyltransferase activity. The record is from RefSeq and is a predicted model, not a curated record. Gene Ontology annotation, biological process: L-homoserine metabolic process.
AUGAGCAACGUCUUUGAGAUUCCCGGGCCAACCUCGCCAUUGGCGGUAAACCUGACACAGCGCUACCUUGUGGUCCCCAGCUUCACGCUGGAAAGUGGCGAGGAGCUGCGUAAUGUGCCUAUCGCUUUCAAAACGUGGGGAGAGCUAAAUAGCGAACGCAACAAUGCCGUGUUGGUAUGCCAUCCUAUCUCAGGGCAUGCGGAUACAGCAGAGUGGUGGUCGCCUCUCUUUGGCGAUGGAAAAGUUCUGGACCCGUCCAAGUACUUUGUCGUGAGCUGCAAUGCCAUUGGCUCGCCAUACGGAUCGCUCAGCCCGCUCACGCGUAAGGGCGGCGAGGAUAUCGCGGCCGAUGGAACGUGGACAUGCUCGCCCCAUGUGCAUGCACCUAUGGAGCAAGACACGCAGAUUUGGUGGGGCUCGGACCUGCCACACUCUACGAUUCGAGAUGAUGUUCAUCUCCAAAAGAUUGUCCUCGACUACCUCGGCAUUGAGCAGCUGGCGCUCGUGACAGGUGGAUCGAUGGGUGGCUGCACCAGUUUGGAAUGGCCACUGUGCUACCCCGUAAAGCAACCGGCCUCGGACGACGCGCUUACCAAGCCGUUCCCCUCGGGCAGCGAGCCGUACGUGAAGGCCAUUGCGAUACUGGCCGCGCCGCCGCAUCAGUCAGCCUGGUGCAUUUCGUGGUGCGAGAUUCAGCGCAAGACAAUUGAAGCGGAUACGCGCUACCAAAACGGGCACUAUCUCCUGCGCGAGCCGCCGAACAAUGGAUUGGCAGCAGCGCGUAUGUGUGCCCUCCUUACCUACCGCCAGCCGCACAGCUUUGAACGUCGGUUCAGCCGGCUGCGCGGAAAAGAAAACUUGAGCGGCGCAGCGCCUAAGCAGGAAGAGUCGCAGGCCUCGUCGCUCAUGGAAGAAGGAGGCGACGAAGAUGACAUGGGUGAUGUCUCCUCCAUCAAGCAGGCGCAGGCGCGUGAGCAGUAUGCUGUGCAGUCAUAUCUGCAUCAUCACGGCGCUAAAUUUAUUCAGCGCUUCGAUGCGAACUGCUACAUCCAUCUAUCGGACAAACUCGAUGCGUACGAUGUAGCGCGUGACCGAAACGCCUGGGUCCAGAAGGGGACGGGCGAUAACGAUACCCUGCGUAGUGUGCUGCAGUACUUGGGCACAUCCCCUGUGGCGCCGCAUGUGCUCAUUGCCUCUGUGACAUCAGAUAUGCUGUACACGCCGGAGGAGCAACAACUCAUGCACGAAUGCAUUCCCCACUCGGAGUUGGUCAAGGUAGAAUCGGCGGAAGGCCACGACGGUUUCCUAAUUGAGUACCCGCAGAUCGCCAAGGCCAUGCAAUCGUUCUUGGACCGCAUUCAUUUGCCGCACCCCGCCGCGACGGCCACGGCUGCCUCCUCCUAA